CUGGGAUUCCGAUUCCUAGAAGUUUGGCAAAAGCUUAACAUUGAAUUAACAGUCAUUGAGCAGUGGAUAAGAAAUAUAUUAUUUAAUUAAUAACGCAUUCAAUUGAAUUUGAAAUGAAUGAGACUUACUAUAGAAUAUCGUGGAAUAGAGAGAGAGAGAGAGAGAGAGAGAGAGAGCUUUAUAUUAUUGAUUUUAUAUUUAUUACUGAAAAUUGUAAAAAGAUUGUGACGGAAAUGGAUUUCGAUGCGAUUCCUCGCGUUGUAUACCCUAUCAGUGGAAAUGUGACGGAUUUGCCGAUUGCAAGGAUUUUUCGGAUGAGAAAAACUGCUACAACUGUACGGAAAAGCAGUUUCACUGCGGGAACAGAGUCUGUAUCUCUGAGUCAGAGAUAUGCGACGGAUUUAAGGACUGUCCGGAUGGCAGGGAUGAGAGGCAGUGCUUGCGUUUAAGUAAAUCGAUGAAAGAGUCUGGAGAGGGAAGACUGGAGGCGUGGAGUGUAGACACCAAUACAUAUCAAGCGGUUUGCGGAGAGCACUGGAAUGCCAGCUAUCAGAGUGAGACGGCAUGUCGUCUAUUGGGGUAUAAGAGUCUCAAUGAGACACGAAUUAGAGACGAGACCACCACACAGUCUAUGGAGCUCUACAAUAGGAUCGGAACCGCUAUUAACAGACAAACUCAGAUGAAAGUGCUUUUUGAUAAGUCGAGGAAUAAGGGCUGUAGGAAUGGCAAGAAUAUGACCGUUCAUUUGAAAUGCAAUCAUUUC
This is a messenger RNA of Oppiella nova, 763 nucleotides long. Lineage: Eukaryota; Metazoa; Arthropoda; Arachnida; Sarcoptiformes; Oppiidae. The record is from the annotation of a GenBank genome assembly.